Molecule: messenger RNA, 911 nt
Organism: Ceraceosorus bombacis
Lineage: Eukaryota; Fungi; Basidiomycota; Exobasidiomycetes; Ceraceosorales; Ceraceosoraceae
Source: the annotation of a GenBank genome assembly
AUGCGCCUUCUCCUCGUCUGGCUGGCCAUCUUCUUUUUGCUGACCACCGUCUGCGCUCGGCCAAUCAGACCUUUCGAAUAUCUUGAGGAGACCAUGCACGCUCGCUCACUUCACGACAAAGUGAGGCUGGGGGAGAAGAGCAAGCAGGGCAGCGCAAGCCUGAAGUCGCUGGUCAAGAUACGACCACUUGUCAGGCGACUUCUACGCCCUGUGACGGGUACUGCACCAAGAGCGUACGAGCGGGUGAUGACCACUUCGGAAGCAGCUCGAGCUCGCUUCGUCGCUGCUUUUCGCGACCCUCGCGUUGGGCUCCCGAUCACUGCCAUCACCGGUGUCUCCGUGUUUGGAUGCCUGGUCUCGUGCGCUGACAUCGUCGAACACUACAAAAAAGAAGAGAAAAAGCGCAAGCAGCGUGCCAAACAUCUAGAUUCUGUGAAAGCUACGUCGCCAUCAGCCUCGACCUCGGCGUCAGCAUCUGGUGACAAAGCUCACAAGGAGACUGCUCCGCCUUCGCGGGCUAGCGAUGAUCAUUCUCAAGGGCAGCACGCGCAGAAAGGACCGAGACUACCUAACCCUCCUCCUCGCAAGCGAAACACAACUGGCAUUGACGAAGACGCCGUCCUCACUUCCGUAGCAAUGUUAGCAGCUCACGUAGGCGCCCAUCCCACGAAGCGCAGUUUAAGCGAACCACAAGCCACUAGAGCGGCACGCUUUCGGAUCACUCACGACUGGAGUCCAACUGGAUCGGAAGAAUCCCAUUUAUUGAGGUGGAUGCGGUUUCCCCCCGUCGCAGGAGUCUCUCUGCUCUACCGCAGGCUGUCUUUGGCCCUCUCCCGGCCAGUCCUGUUGUACGAAGCACCUUCCCCUACAGGUCUUCGAAGCGCGCUGCAGCUAAAGCAGCACCGCGGUAG